Zasmidium cellare ATCC 36951 is the source of this 552-nucleotide messenger RNA. RefSeq lists its product as uncharacterized. The record is from RefSeq and is a predicted model, not a curated record. The coding region runs from base 1 to 552 and encodes 183 amino acids. Gene Ontology annotation, cellular component: TIM22 mitochondrial import inner membrane insertion complex. The transcript has 2 exons. NCBI's taxonomy places the organism in Eukaryota, Fungi, Ascomycota, Dothideomycetes, Mycosphaerellales, Mycosphaerellaceae. Gene Ontology annotation, molecular function: transmembrane protein transporter activity. Gene Ontology annotation, biological process: protein insertion into mitochondrial inner membrane.
AUGUCGUUCCCAGGAUUCCCAGGAGCCGGUUCUGCUCAGGACAUGGACCCGCAAAAGGCUCAGGAGCAGAUGAUGAUCAAGACGAUGCAAGCCGCCAUGGAAUCCUGCCCCGCCAAACUCGCCAUCGCCGGCACAAUGGGCUUCGGCCUCGGCGGCCUCUUCGGAAUGUUCAUGGCCUCGAUGCGCUACGACACGCCCCUCUCCGCCGGCAUGCCCGGGGGCGUCGGCACCCAAAUCAAAGACAUCCCGAUGCGCGAGCAGCUGAAAAUGGGCUUCAAAGACAUGGGCCGGUCGUCGUGGUCCUCCGCGAAGAAUUUCGGAUACAUCGGCGCGAUUUUCGCUGGGUCGGAGUGUGCGAUUGAGGGGUUCCGGGCGAAGAACGAUUUGGCGAAUGGAGUUGCGGCGGGGUGUUUUACGGGGGCAUUUUUGGCGAAGAAUGCCGGUCCGCAGGCGAUGGCGGUGGGGUGUGCGGGUUUUGCGGCUUUCUCGGCGGCGAUUGAUACGUAUAUGCGUAUGGAGAGUAACGAUCGGGCGGCGGAUCCUAUUAUUUGA